GCAAACAUAGGGGGCAUGUACGACAAUCUGGCAGCGGUGGGCUCGUUGUCCCUCUGUUUUGUUUACCUCCUGGGCGCGCCGCCGCCUGACUCUGCUCCCGCUGGCACGGCACGAGCGGCUCAAGUCUGCCUGAAGACACCGCAGGACGAGGCGAGUUUCAGCAGAAGAAGGCGCCUCAGGUGUUCUCGGAGAGUGUGCAGCAUGGAGGUGAAUGUGCCACCAGCCGUCACGAUCAAGGUUCGGUCUCAGGUCCACUGUGUUGAGUUCUCCCCGUUUGAGUGGUCACAACGGCUGCUGGCUGUUGGUCUUCCCACAUCUGUUGCAGUGUUCACGGUGAAGCUGAAGGAGGAAGGGAAGGGUGGUAAGGAUGAGUAUGAGCAGGUGUGGGAGUGGCAUGCCUCCAGCCAGCCUGUGUCCAUUGCCUGGAGCCCCAACUCAACCCUCCGAGCAGCUCCCUGUUGCCUCCAGGUGGCUGUGGCCUCGGCGGACCACAAAGUCAGACAAAUUUCCUCUGAUCUUGGGGAAGCAAAUGUUGUACAGGAGAUCUUGAGCCACACAGACUUUGUCAACAGUGUAGCGUACAACGGAGACAGCGGGACUUUGGUGGCCUCUGCCGGGGAUGACUUGACGGCCCGGGUGUGGGACAGCUCCUCCCAGACACAGAUCUCAAAGUUCUUGCUGACAUCACCUGGAAUGGUUGCUCGUUUUCACCCUGAUGAGCCUGAUCUUUUGAUGGUGGCAGAGAAGAAAGGAGUCCUGCGAGUGUACUCAGUCAGCAGUGGCUGCUCCACAUUGUACUUGAGGUGCUCGGGGCCUUUGCUGGGAGCUGACUGGUCCAUCCCUGAACCUGCGCUUAUUGUGGCUGCAGGAGUCAAGGGACUCACAGUUUGGAAUGUUGCCUCUCUUCAGCCCCACAGUGAGGUGAAGGAGGUGGGGAUGGGGGAUCGGGUGCUGGCGGUGCAGGUCUGCAGGUCCUCGCUGGGUCUGGUGGCCACGCAUGCAGCGCCACACACCGUCCGGGUCACGCACCUCCACUCCAACAAGGUUCCUAUAGCUGCUCAUCUGAAGGUUGUCGGGGGCAUGAGCUGGCACCAGAACCACCCGUACCUGGCUGUCGGCUCAGACCGCAAAGUUCUCUUGUGGAAAAUUGACAAUAUAUAGAGUCUGUAUCAUUGAGAGAGCAAGCAAAUCACAAUUUAUUUUGGCUAUUUAAAGAGUGAUUUGUUCAGAAAUGGGAUACAUCAAUGAAUGUUUCUAUUGUAAAAGUUAACAGAUUUCAUAAUUUAUUGCUUGUUAAUGCCAUUCCUUGAGAGAUGCAAUGUCAGUUUGGGAUGGGUGUAUUCUAACGUAGUCCAUCAUCUUUGGGGAGAUCGAAGUUUAAAAUUGUGGGUAUAUAAACUGUUACCGAAAUUUAUGCCAUAUUCUGUGAAAGACAACAGUUUUCUAAGUUUGUAAUAAAAUAACAAGUCAAUACGUU
Eriocheir sinensis (Chinese mitten crab) is the source of this 1477-nucleotide messenger RNA. It is a transcript of the gene Nup37, whose product is annotated as nucleoporin Nup37-like. Gene Ontology annotation, cellular component: nuclear pore outer ring. The transcript is spliced from 7 exons. Gene Ontology annotation, molecular function: protein binding. The coding region runs from base 16 to 1161 and encodes 381 amino acids. The record is from RefSeq and is a predicted model, not a curated record. NCBI's taxonomy places the organism in Eukaryota, Metazoa, Arthropoda, Malacostraca, Decapoda, Varunidae.